UUUGACAGCUUCGCAAAUUCUAAAGAAAAUUUUGAUGCAAGAUAAUUGAGCUUUUCUUUUCCGUGUUGAUAUUUUUGUUGAAAUCCAUUAAGCAUUGGGGUUUUCAUUAUCCACAGUGUAUAUUUCACUGUGAUGUGCACUGAAAUGUUGUUCACUAUAAAUAGAUCGAGGUGCAUAGUUCGUGAUUUUGACUGACUUUGAUGGUGGAUCAGACAUAUUGAGGAAUAUUCAUCAAUCAUGGGGAGAAGAGAAGACCCCGCCUGGGCAAUGGGCACGGUGGGCUUGACGGCGGCCAGGGAACGCGGAGACAUCCGUCGGAAGUUCCAAAAUAGCCUCACUGUGACUAGGAGCAUGAUUGAUAGACUGGGUCUAGAAAAAGAAUUACAUGGUCAUAUGGGCUGCGUCAAUUGUUUAGAGUGGAAUCGAAAUGGAUCCAUUUUAGCAUCUGCCUCCGAUGAUCUCCAUGUUAUACUCUGGGACCCGUACAAACAUAAACAGCUGUGCAACGUGUCUACAGGUCACACUGGAAAUAUAUUCUCUGUUAAGUUCAUCUCGGACGACUUAAUAGCGACAUGCGCGGCGGACGGUUCGGUGCGCGCCCGCGCCGUCACGGGCAGCGCCUCCAUGCUGGAGUGCUCGUGCCACUGCGGCCGAGUGAAGCGCCUGGCCGUGACGCCGGAGAAGCCCCACAUGGUGUGGUCGGCGGGCGAGGACGGACUCGUCUUACAGCACGACCUGCGCGCGCCGCACCACUGCAACACGGACUCUAAGAACGUGCUGGUGAACCUGCUCAACCACAUGGGGCGCUACGCGGAGGCCAAGUGCCUGGCGCUCAACCCGCGCCGCCCCUACCAGAUGGCGGUGGGCGCCAACGACUUCUACGUGCGCCUCUACGACAUCCGGAUGAUCAAGCUAGCUAGGCUACAAGAGGAACUGCAACUGACGACGCCAACGAGUCGACUCGCUUGGGAGCGUCAGAACGUGCGGUGCUCCCGCGCGGGCCACGGGGACCGCGACAACAACAUUCCGCGGGCGGCCGUGCAGUACUACGCGCCGGGUCAUUUAUCCAUGGAGCCCAAUGAGCACACGUUCCCGAAGAAAGCUACGACGUACGUGGCGUUCAGCCAAGAUGGGAACGAGCUAUUGGUCAACCUGGGCUCUGAGCAGGUAUACCUAUUUGACAUCAACAACGCCAGGCGACCAGUGUUAGUGGAAAGCUUCAUAAUACAACACAACCAUGGUUAUCGUGAGGGCGAAACCAAGCACACACCAAAGAAUGGUACCACCGCGAGCUGCAGUUCCGGCUCGAACGGUACCAUCGAACCACAGCAACAGUUGCCAAAAAAAGUGCUGCGGAUUAAGGAGAUGGCGAACAACCACGUCAACAAUGGCGAGUACUCCUCGGCCGUGGAGUUGUACAACUCGGCCAUCGCCCUGUGCCCGAACAGCGCCAUCUUGUACUCCAACAGGGCCGCGGCUCUGAUGAGGCGAUGCUGGGCGGGCGAUACAUACGCAGCCAUUAAGGACUGCUACAAAGCCAUCAAGCUGGACUCGGGGCACGUGAAGUCCCACUUCCGGCUGGCCAAGGGCCUGAUGGACAUAAAGAGGGCCCGCGAGGCGCACGAGUGCCUGCUGUACUUCAAGGACAAGUUCCCCAAGCACGCGGAGAGCCACGCCGUGUUCCUGCUGCAGAAGGACAUCAACGUGGCCCUCGAGACCAUGGAAACGCAGCCCGACGAAGUGGACGAGGACGGGCAGUCGGGCAGCGCGCUCGAGCGACAGUCGCGCAGCACCGCGCUGGACUACAGCUGUCGCUUCCUCGGCCACUGCAACACCACCACCGACAUCAAGGAAGCCAACUUCCUCGGGCCCGACGCUAACUUCGUGGCGGCUGGAUCGGACGACGGCAGUUUGUUCAUCUGGUGCCGGAAGUCGGGCAACAUCAUCCGGUGCCUGCGCGGGGACGAGUCCAUCGUCAACUGCGUGCAGCUCCACCCCACCAUGUUCCUGUUGGCCACCAGCGGCAUCGAGGCCGUCGUGCGCCUCUGGAGCCCUAGGCCCGAGGACGGGCAGUGCGAGGCGCGCGCGGUGGCGGAGCCGGGCGCGGCGGCGGCGGCCAACCAGCAGCGCAUGCGCAGCGACCCGUUCGAGGCCAUGCUGCUCAACAUCAGCUUCGCGGGCGGCGGCGACCGCGAGCUGCACUCGCCCGCCUGCCGCGCCACGUAAACUCAGCCUACAGAUCUCUUAGUACGGAUUUCAAGCAACCAUUAAUUAAACAAGUCAUUUGUAAAUAUAAUUAUUAUUCUAUAUAGCGAUAUUAUUAAAAUUAUUAUUUUUA
Pararge aegeria (speckled wood butterfly) is the source of this 2338-nucleotide messenger RNA. It is a transcript of the gene adp, whose product is annotated as WD and tetratricopeptide repeats protein 1. NCBI's taxonomy places the organism in Eukaryota, Metazoa, Arthropoda, Insecta, Lepidoptera, Nymphalidae. Gene Ontology annotation, biological process: negative regulation of fatty acid biosynthetic process. Gene Ontology annotation, cellular component: cytoplasm; Cul4-RING E3 ubiquitin ligase complex. The record is from RefSeq and is a predicted model, not a curated record. Bases 238 to 2226 code for a protein of 662 amino acids. Gene Ontology annotation, molecular function: protein binding. The transcript is spliced from 13 exons.